AUGAAACUGACUGACUUUCUUCAAGUUCGGAAAAUAUACCCUUUUAAACAAUCUGAUUCGUUUUUUCGGAAAGAUCAGUGGCUUCGGUUUGCAUUCCUCUUCCGAGGGAGAUCGGCACGAUGCUUCCGUUUGGCUCAUAAUCAGGUUACUAAGGCCCUUAUGCAUGUUAAGGAAGUCCGAGAAUCCCGUAGCCGUGAUAUGUAUGCCUUGUGGGAUGCUCGAAUUGAUCGCGCCUCUAAAGAUCAUGGUCUCCAUUCCUCUAGAGCUCUCUACGCUGGCCUUUCUCAGGCCAACAUUGCUUUGAAUAAAAAUAUGCUUCACACCCUCUCUCUGUAUGAACCUCGCACAUUUGAAAGUUUAGUCGAUAUUGCCAAGCAAUAUCACAUUGAUGCUGGUUGCCAAGUUCCACAUACUUCCCCACCUUCAGGACCCUUUGUAUCCCGAGGUCUUAUUUCAGAGCCGAUUUCCCCUGGUAACAAGCAUUUAUAUGAAUGA
Rodentolepis nana is the source of this 495-nucleotide messenger RNA. NCBI's taxonomy places the organism in Eukaryota, Metazoa, Platyhelminthes, Cestoda, Cyclophyllidea, Hymenolepididae. The record is from the annotation of a GenBank genome assembly.